AAGCUGUGGUAACCUCUUAAUCCCUUCUGCUGCUGGACAUGCCUCCUUCAUGUCACACGGCCUGUACUUGUAAUCCUGCAUAUUUCUCCCAUUACCUAUCUCCCCGUUUUUUGAGAUGUCACAGCGAUUUUCUACUGCCGACGUUGCGUCCCACAACAAGGCCGACAACCUCUGGAUCAUUGUCGAUGAAGAUGUGUACGACUUGACCAAGUUCCAGGACGAUCAUCCUGGGGGCAAGAAAAUCCUCCAGCGCGUUGCUGGCAAAGAUGCGUCGAAGCAAUUCUGGAAGUAUCAUAACGAGAGCAUCCUGAAGAAAUAUCAAAAGCAGUUGCAAGUGGGCUCUUUAAACACCAAAACUGCACCUCCGGCCCUUCCAGUUGCCCAUCCGGCAAAGAAGGACGUGCUCAAGCCGUCAGCUGAGCCCGGUGUUGUUGCUCCUCAACCAUCAGAGGCCGCGCAGGAGGAAGCGGAAGCGCUGGAUCCGUAUGGCGACCUUGUUCCAUAUGCUGACCCUGCCUGGUAUCAGUCUUACCACUCUCCAUACUUUAACGAAACUCACGCUGCCCUCCGCGACGAAGUCAGACAAUGGGUGGAAGAAGAGAUUAUGCCAAAUGUCACAGAGUGGGAGGAGCAGAGGAAGGUGCCAGACACCAUCUAUAAACAAAUGGGUGAACGGGGCUACCUCGCCGGUCUCCUUGGUGUCCACUACCCUACACACUUGACCAAGUCUCGGGUGCAAAGCGUGCCCCCUGAGAAAUGGGACCUUUUCCAUGAGAUGCUUCUUACUGAUGAGAUCUCUCGUGCCGGUAGUGGAGGUCUUGUUUGGAAUCUCAUUGGAGGCUAUGGUAUUGGCUGCCCACCUCUGGUCAAGUUUGGCAAGAAGGAACUUGUGAAGCGAGUCGUUCCCGAAAUUCUUAGUGGUAAUAAGCGCAUUUGUCUUGCCAUUACCGAGCCGGAUGCUGGUAGCGACGUCGCGAAUCUGACAUGCGAAGCUAAGCUAUCUGAAGAUGGCAAGCAUUACAUCGUCAACGGCGAAAAAAAGUGGAUCACCAACGGCAUCUGGUGCGAAUACUUCACCACAGCGGUUCGUACUGGCGGUCCCGGUAUGAACGGUGUCUCUGUCCUCCUCAUCGAGCGUAGCAUGGGCGGCGUCUCGACUCGCAAGAUGGACUGUCAGGGUGUCUGGAGCAGUGGCACCACCUACAUCACCUUUGAAGAUGUCAAGGUUCCUGUGGAGAACCUGAUUGGCAAAGAAAACCAAGGCUUCAAGGUCGUCAUGACGAACUUCAACCAUGAGCGUAUUGGUAUCAUCAUUCAAUGCCUGCGCUUCUCCCGCGUUUGCUACGAAGAGUCGAUGAAAUACGCCCACAAGCGUAAGACGUUCGGCAAACGCCUUAUCGAUCACCCCGUCAUCCGACUGAAGCUGGCUCACAUGGUACGCCAGAUCGAAGCAUCCUACAACUGGCUCGAGAACCUUAUCUACCAGUGCCAGAAGAUGGGUGAAAUGGAGGCCAUGUUGAAGCUUGGCGGUGCUAUUGCUAGCUUGAAGGCUCAGAGCACAACAACAUUCGAAUUCUGCGCCAGGGAAGCCAGCCAGAUUUUUGGUGGUCUGAGUUACAGUAGAGGUGGCCAGGGAGCGAAGGUCGAGAGGCUGUAUCGGGAUGUUAGGGCGUAUGCCAUCCCUGGUGGAAGUGAGGAGAUUAUGCUGGAUUUGAGCAUCAGGCAGGCUUUGAGGGUCCACAAGGCCUUGGGGAUGAAGUUAUAGGCUGUACGAUUAAAUAUGUACGAGAGACGAGCGGCUCAUUCUGGUAUUUAAAAAUCGGUUUGUGUUAAAUAGCAUAGAGGUAGAUUCAUCCCAUUCCAAUUCCUUUUCUUCAC
This is a messenger RNA of Lindgomyces ingoldianus, 1878 nucleotides long. Its product is annotated as acyl-CoA dehydrogenase NM domain-like protein. The record is from RefSeq and is a predicted model, not a curated record. The transcript is spliced from 4 exons. Gene Ontology annotation, molecular function: oxidoreductase activity, acting on the CH-CH group of donors; flavin adenine dinucleotide binding. The coding region runs from base 116 to 1765 and encodes 549 amino acids. NCBI's taxonomy places the organism in Eukaryota, Fungi, Ascomycota, Dothideomycetes, Pleosporales, Lindgomycetaceae.